CGAGUGCGAGCCGAUUCAGGACCAGACCAGACCAGACCAGCACUGGAGACUGGAGCAGGUUCAGAACUUCAGAUACAUCCAGGAGCCAGUGUGUGCCCAGGACUUGCCAACAGGCAGCAGGUGGAGUCACUUAGAGAACCUGGAGGCGGUGGAGACUUAACUGUUAAAUUGACAAGAGUGGUGGAUCUGAGCCUCGUGACCAUGGCAGGGAUGACAUUAAAUGAUUACCUGCAAAGGGUCCAAGGAUGUUUUUAUCACCAAAAUGGAGAUGGCCUUGCGGAUCUCAUUUCCUUUCGGGACCCACAUGUUAUGAGCUCACGGUUGAUGCUGGAGAAGCCAGAGCGAGAUGUGGAGCGGUGUGUAGACCCAUCAUUGGCUGAAUUUAUUGCUGGACACCUUAGGGCAGUGUGGGCUGCUGGGUCUGGGGACUGUGUUGAAGCCUGGAAAACUCAGAUGGUGAUAGUACAAGCAGUUGCCCGUUUCAUGCAGGAGCUAAAGGAAGAGAGGUGGAUGCUGCCAAUCAUGUAUACUGCUUGUCUUGAUUUAAGGUUAUUUGCAUUGGCAGCAGAUUAUGAGCUAACACGUUCAGGAACAAGCAAGGCUGGGGAAACCUUGGAAAAGUCAGCUGAAGCCCUCAUGUCUUGCUUUCGUGUGUGUGCUGCAGAUACACGUACUGGUGAAGACUGCACUAAGCGAUGGGGUCUUCUGUACCUGGUUAAUCAGUUUUUCAAGAUAUACUUCAAAAUCAACAAACUCAACUUGUGUAAACCAAUGAUACGAGCUAUUGAGGCUCUUUCUUUUAAAGAUCGGUUUUCUCUGUCUCAGCUAAUCACAUAUAAAUACUACACAGGCAGAAAAGACAUGUUUGAUUCAGAUUUCAAGUCAGCUGAUUCAACAUUGUCAUUCGCUUUCCAAAGGUGCCACAUUGGCAGUCGGAAAAACAAAAGGCGCAUUCUUAUCUACUUGAUUCCUGUAAAAAUGCUACGGGGAUAUUUACCGAAACAAUCAGUGCUGGAAAGAUACAACCUGUCAGAAUUCCAUGAUGUAGUUGCAUCUGUUCGCCAGGGAAAUGUCAGGCUUCUUUCAGAGACACUAGCAAAACAUGAAAGCUUCUUCAUAGGAGCAGGAAUCUACUUGAUUCUUGAGAAAUUAAAGAUUUUGGCAUUCAGAAACCUCUUCAAGAAAGUUUAUCACAUCAGUGGCACACACCAGAUUGAGGUUGCCAUGUUCUUGCAAUCUCUCAAGUGGAUGUGUGUAGAGGACGUCGACCUAGAUGAAACAGAAUGCAUCUUGGCCAACAUGAUCAACGACGGUCGCAUGAAGGGUUACAUCUCCCAUGCUCACCGUAAAGUGGUCGUCAGCAAAAAAGAUGCCUUCCCUCCUCUCACAGCUUGCUGAUCAUAUUGCUGGUAUAUUCAACAGUAAACCUGACAACAAAGGAAUUGGUUAAGAGUGUUUUUGUCAAGAGAUUUUUUGUAGAUUAUUUUUGUAUUCAUCAGAAUUUCUUGGUAUGUUUUUUUAUUAUCAUGUGGACAUCAUACACAUUUGAAAUGUACUGUACAAAUAAUUGUGUAUAAUGUAAAUGGUGAAAUUUGCAUUGACCAGUUUGCCUGAAAUGUAAAUUAUUUUUCUUGUAAUUUAAUUUGGGUCUGAGCAGAAAUCUUUUUAUGUAAGAAUCAGCACCAGAUGUGCUUUUAUAAUUUUAAUUCCUACUCAACUAUGUGUUAUGUUUGUAUGCUUUACAGAAUAUUGCUGUUUUAUCAUGUUUAUUAUAAUUACAUAUAAGCCAUCA
Molecule: messenger RNA, 1792 nt
Organism: Homarus americanus (American lobster)
Lineage: Eukaryota; Metazoa; Arthropoda; Malacostraca; Decapoda; Nephropidae
Gene: PCID2
Product: PCI domain-containing protein 2-like
Exons: 10
Coding region: 202-1398 (398 amino acids)
Biological process (GO): transcription elongation by RNA polymerase II; poly(A)+ mRNA export from nucleus; post-transcriptional tethering of RNA polymerase II gene DNA at nuclear periphery
Cellular component (GO): transcription export complex 2
Molecular function (GO): RNA binding; double-stranded DNA binding
Source: RefSeq, a predicted model, not a curated record